AUGGCCGGAGAGCCAGAGCCGACCACCUCCUUGAAGUCUUUGAUACUCGACCUUCCGCCAAGCUGCAUAGAGUUUUGCCCGGCCCAUCCCUCUUAUUUUGUCGUGGGGACAUACAAUCUUGAAAAGGACGAGGCGCACUCAGAACCGCCGGCUGAAGGCGAAGACGACGUAAAAGGAGCUCAAGAGGUCAAGAGAAAACAGAACCGUAAAGGGAGCCUCGUCGUCUUCCGGCUUGGAAAGUCUGAAGUUGCCCAGGUUCAGACGUUCCAGUAUCCUUCGGCAAUCCUAGACUUGCAUUUCCACCCGAGUCAGCUUGAUGUGUGUGCCGUGGUGUCAAGCACGGGCGCACUGUCGUUCUUCAGGUUGACUGAUUCCGGGCUUCUCGAGGAGAUCGUCUCACACUCAUCUUUGGGCUCAUCUGAAGGCGUCUUGUUUCUUUCUUGCGCCUGGCACCCCGUCAUCCAUAACUUGCUUGCAAUCACAACCUCAGACUUUCAAGUACACAUCUUCCAUAUCGACUCAGAUUGGACUGCUCAUGCCACUAAUGACGAGCCUGUGGCCUUGCAUCAGCUUGAGGCAUGGACCUCAGCAUUCUCGCCCUUUGUUUCUGGCUUGCGGGACGGCGAACAGUUACAGGAGCUCAUUUUGUUUUCUGGCGGCGACGACUCCCGGCUGCUUGCCAGCGCGGUCGCUUAUUCGUCGCCCACUCCCCAUGCCGAUACGACGAGUGUUAUUCAGGGACUGUCCCCGCCUCGAGGCUUCAAGGGUCACCAAGCAGGUGUAACCGCCAUCCUCCCUCUGCCAUUGCACUUUGCAGACGAGUCCUCGAUCAUCGUUACCGGAAGCUAUGAUGACCACAUCAGAGUGUUCAGAUUCUCAGGUCAUCUCCAACCUCCUGUACUACUUGCCGAGAAGAAUCUUGGAGGGGGUGUCUGGCGACUAAAAGCCAUCUCGGCUUCAGUGGUAGACGAGGAGGGCUGGCAAGCGGUUCUGCUCGCAUCAUGCAUGCACGCAGGAACUUGUGUUGUCCAAGUCUGUGGAGAUCGGAGCGGCAACAGCCAGGUCAAAGUGCUUGGGCGUUUCAAGGAACACAAGAGCAUGAACUAUGGCAGCGAUUUUUCGCCUCCGAGCGCGAAACUUGGCAAACCACUCCAGGUCAUCUCCACCAGUUUCUAUGACAGGUUAUUGUGUCUCUGGGAGUUCAAAAUAUAA
Microdochium trichocladiopsis is the source of this 1212-nucleotide messenger RNA. RefSeq lists its product as uncharacterized. Lineage: Eukaryota; Fungi; Ascomycota; Sordariomycetes; Xylariales; Microdochiaceae. The record is from RefSeq and is a predicted model, not a curated record. Bases 1 to 1212 code for a protein of 403 amino acids. Gene Ontology annotation, molecular function: protein binding. The transcript is spliced from 2 exons.